CGCUUGGCGCCGGCUGCUGUAUCGCCGCAGACACAGGUCGCGCCGGUCACUCCCCGGGUCCCCGGGUCCCGUGGUCCGGCCAGGUGGGGCCGCCCGGGCCGGGGGUCGCCACUACCAUGGAGGUGGUCGUGCUGUGCGGCCUGUCGGCGGUGUUGAUACUGCUGUCCGCCGCUGCCUGUAGCCUGGGCCGCCCGCUAUCCGGGCCGGCCACCGCGCUGGUGCUACUCGCUGCCCUGCACCUGUUCCGCUACCCACCCGUCCCAACAGAGCUCGCCCACCGGGUGCUCAGGCCCUGCGGCCGUGUCUCCAUCAUCGCCCACCGCGGUGCCGGCUUCGAUGCCCCCGAGAACACGCUGGCCGCCUUGAAACUGGCUGCUGAAAAUAACGCUACUGGUGUGGAGUUUGAUGUCGAGUUCACUUCAGAUGGGGUCCCUAUUCUGAUGCACGAUAGCACUGUGGACCGCACAACGGACGGUACCGGCUCUCUGGAUCACUUGACCUUCGAAGAUGUCCGGAAACUGGACCCAGCAGCAAAGCACAGACUACACAAGAAGUAUCUGGGUGAGAAGGUCCCAACACUGAGGGAAGCUCUUGUAGAAGUUCUCAAAACCAACAUGACAAUUUACUUUGAUGUCAAAGGUCACGCAGCUCAGGCUUCUACUGCCUUGAAAGAGAUGUACAAAGAGUUUCCUGAACUGUACAACAGGAGCAUUGUGUGCUCCUUUGAGCCAAUGGUCAUUUUCAAGAUGAGGCAGGCUGACCAGAAUGUGAUCACAGCCCUGACCCAUCGACCCUGGAGUUUGAGUUUCCAUGGGAACGGGAAAGCCAAAUACGAUGGCUACAAACAAUACGUGUACAUGUUCCUGGACGUGGUUCUGGACUGGUCACACCACGCCUUCUUGUGGAAACUGCUUGGUGUUUCUGCGUUUUUAGUGCAAAAGAAUUUCAUAUCAUUAGACUACGCUCGGUUUUGGGCUGAGAGAGGUGUUGAUGUGGUUGCCUGGACAGUAAAUUAUGCAGAUGAAAAACGAUACUAUGAAAAUAUCCUCCAGUGUCAUUACAUUACAGACACCCUUAUUGAAACUUGUUCACCUCCCUGAAAUUGUGGUGUACAUUUAAUGGCCUAAUUGUACCAAGGUUUAAACAGGUUAUUAGUCUCUUUAUUUGUAUUUUGAUAAUGGAAAAAGCUGACGAGUUUUGGAGUUUGAUAAAAAAUCUUCAAUAAUUUGUUAAUGCUGUCAAUUGAACACAAUGUCAGCGUUAAAUAAUGGCAGCAAAACACUAAACUUCUAUGUCUUUCAACUUUUGUUUAUCAUUCGAUCGGGGAUUAAAUGGCAUUUGAGGUAAAUUGCGUGGUUAAAGGGAUUUUGAUUCAGUGCACAUAGAUUUUAUGGAGAAUUCCUUCUCUGAUCUUCUCUCACUAGGUGCCAUUUGGGUAAUCAGUUUUAGCUAGGCAGAUGGUUGGUAGUGAGCAAGAAACUGUGGAGUUAAAGUACUCCCUGUAUUCUCUCUCACCAAACCGAGGCCAGCAAAUACAUUUUUAUACAGCUGCUCAGCAUCCAAGGGGGAUUAAAAUCUACCGUUCAUUUGUUGUAUUUUAUCGUUUUGCACAUUAUUGAUAUUCAAUAUUUCUUUAAAACAAUUGUUUUAAUAUACUUAAAAUAGUUAAAUGAUCAAAGGAGUGAAAGGAAUUCUUGCACUAUUUCCAAAUGAAUGGGCAGUUUUAAAACUUAUUUAACUUUCGUUGGAGAAUAGCUGAAAAUUAUUUGCUUGAAUGUGUGUGAAAUUCUCCCGUAACUUUUCAUGUCAACAUCCUCCUGUACCUUUUUUUGAAAACAAUACAAAUUGGGAAGAGGCAAGUGAGCCUUCAAUGGACGGGCAACAGACAGGCAGAAUUGUUUACUCCCCUAAUUCUGGAAAUAUUCCAAGCCGUUAUCACCGAUGUUGUAACUAUAUUUGUUGACCUUGAUUAAACCGCACCAACGGUUGUUCGUGAAGCUUUAAGCUUUGUGGGUUGGUAGUUUUGCUGAGAUACCCAUUCCGUUCGGCAGUGAAGGGAACUGUUAAUGCACUAUCCGUACACUCUCUACCUCUGGAACAUCUUCACGUUCAUCUUGCAGCUGUACGUUUGUAUUUGCUUUGAUAGCAAACUCAGUGCAUUAGAUAGUCAAUUAUUAUCCGCAAACUUUGCUGAUGAUCAAGCUCUUCUCAGGGUUGCAUUUUAAAUUCAUAUUUAAGUGCUAAUUUAAAAAAUAUCACUGCUUACUGUAUGAAUAAAUAUCUAUGGUAUCCAAACAGUUUGUGUUUCUUCAAAAUUAAACAAGAAAAACAAUGUG
Molecule: messenger RNA, 2336 nt
Organism: Amblyraja radiata (thorny skate)
Lineage: Eukaryota; Metazoa; Chordata; Chondrichthyes; Rajiformes; Rajidae
Gene: gde1
Product: glycerophosphodiester phosphodiesterase 1
Exons: 6
Coding region: 117-1100 (327 amino acids)
Biological process (GO): phospholipid metabolic process; N-acylethanolamine metabolic process; ethanolamine metabolic process
Cellular component (GO): plasma membrane
Molecular function (GO): glycerophosphodiester phosphodiesterase activity
Source: RefSeq, a predicted model, not a curated record